UAACUGCAAAAACAUCUUUGUGGUGUUGAUCCGAUUGAAGCUCAGCCAUGGCGGACGUACAGCAAGGAUCAGUCUCAGUCUCAGCCAUAGAAAAAUCCCUUGUGGCUCUCUUUGUGGUUGUGGUGGGUGCUGUGGUGGUCAAUAAGCUUAGAGGGAAGAAAUUCAAGCUUCCACCUGGUCCUUUGGUGGUGCCCAUUUUUGGAAACUGGUUGCAAGUGGGUGAUGAUCUGAAUCACAGGAAUCUCACUGAUUUGGCCAAGAAAUUUGGGAAAAUCCUUUUGCUCAAGAUGGGUCAGCGGAAUCUGGUUGUUGUGUCUUCCCCUGAUCUUGCCAAGGAGGUUUUGCACACUCAGGGGGUCGAAUUCGGGUCUCGAACUCGCAACGUGGUGUUUGAUAUCUUUACUGGCAAGGGGCAGGACAUGGUGUUUACUGUGUAUGGUGAACAUUGGAGAAAGAUGAGGAGGAUUAUGACUGUUCCUUUUUUCACUAAUAAGGUUGUUCAGCAGUAUAGAUUUGCUUGGGAAGAUGAGAUUCGACGAGUUGUGGAGGAUGUGAGAUUGCGCCCUGAGGCCUCUACGUCUGGAAUUGUUAUACGUAGACGGUUGCAGCUCAUGAUGUAUAACAUCAUGUAUAGGAUGAUGUUUGAUAGAAGGUUUGAAAGUGAGGAUGACCCCUUGUUUGUUAAGCUCAAGGCAUUGAAUGGUGAGAGGAGUCGCCUUGCCCAGAGCUUCGAGUACAACUAUGGUGAUUUCAUCCCCAUUCUUAGGCCCUUUCUUAGAGGGUACUUGAAGCUGUGCAAAGAGAUCAAGGAGACUAGGCUCAAUUUCUUCAAGGAGAACUUUGUCGAAGAGCGCAAAAAUAUUGCUAGUACCACAACAACCACCAUGAAAAACGGAGAUCUCAAGUGUGCCAUGGACCAUAUCUUGGAUGCCCAGAACAAAGGAGAGAUCAAUGAGGACAACGUCUUGUACAUUGUGGAGAACAUAAACGUUGCAGCGAUAGAGACAACACUGUGGUCAAUCGAGUGGGGCAUUGCAGAGCUGGUGAACCACCCACGAAUCCAGAAGAAGGUGCGAGAAGAACUGGACAGCGUGCUGGGUUAUGGAGUCCAAAUCACGGAACCAGACAUUGUACGACUUCCUUAUCUGCAGGCGGUGGUAAAGGAAACCCUGCGCUUACGCAUGGCGAUUCCAUUGCUGGUGCCUCACAUGAACCUCCAUGACGCCAAGCUUGGCGGCUACGACAUACCCGCGGAGAGCAAAAUCCUUGUGAACGCCUGGUAUUUGGCCAACAAUCCAGCGGAAUGGAACAAACCAGAGGAAUUCCGGCCCGAGAGAUUUCUGGAGGAAGAGAAGAAAACGGAGGCCAAUGGCAACGAUUUCAGGUACCUUCCUUUUGGCGUGGGCCGCCGGAGCUGCCCGGGCAUUAUUCUGGCGCUGCCCAUUCUGGGUCUUACUCUUGGACGCCUUGUUCAGAAUUUAGAGCUUCUUCCUCCCCCAGGGAAGACCCAAAUUGAUACUACUGAGAAGGGUGGACAAUUCAGUCUUCAUAUUUUGAACCAUUCGCUCAUUGUCGCCAAGCCCAGAGUGUUCUAGAACGUUUCUUCUAUGGAAUGUAGUACGAGACUUUAUGAAUGAAUGAAUGAAGCCAGCCAGUGACUUUGUGGA
Molecule: messenger RNA, 1667 nt
Organism: Cryptomeria japonica (Japanese cedar)
Lineage: Eukaryota; Viridiplantae; Streptophyta; Pinopsida; Cupressales; Cupressaceae
Product: trans-cinnamate 4-monooxygenase
Exons: 3
Coding region: 48-1595 (515 amino acids)
Biological process (GO): lignin metabolic process
Molecular function (GO): trans-cinnamate 4-monooxygenase activity; iron ion binding; heme binding
Source: RefSeq, a predicted model, not a curated record